Messenger RNA from Amoebophrya sp. A120, 4296 nucleotides. The record is from the annotation of a GenBank genome assembly. NCBI's taxonomy places the organism in Eukaryota, Dinophyceae, Syndiniales, Amoebophryaceae.
AGGCACAAGCAGGGCCCUUGAGAUGAAGAGACGUGGAGCUCGUAGUGUAGCUACCCCCAUUUGACCUGUGGCCUUUCAUACCAAACACACUACACUGUAUUGAUUUCUCUUCAUUUCAUCGCUUGACAUUCCAUCCACUUCGUACAAUAACUAAUUCCGCGACGUAAUUGUCAUCUUUAACUUUAGUUGUUCUUGGUAUCGACGCAAGAUCACGGAGGCAAAAUGCUCGCGAAACGCGGUGUUGUGCUGUCGCUCGCCGCGCUCGCCAACGCGGAACAAGCAGUAGAGGAGCAAAAAUACACCGCAACCGCAGCGGUUGAAGAAGUCAAGGUACAGACUUUCGAUGUUUUCACUUGCAAAUAAUGCAAUGAAUCACAGGCUGUGUGUCUGUUUCUAAGUACAACUCUUCUGUUCCGAUUUGGUUUCGUUUUGCUGAUGAUUUUAAAGAAAUUAUGAUGUUCGUGUUGAUCGUUUGAUGAUGGCCUACUUGAAACCUAAACGCGUUAAUCCAAAAAAACCCAAUCAGGCGGCGGAGCAACAAGUUGCACAGGCAAAGGAACUGGCCGCGACGGAAGCGACGGAAGCAAAGCAGGCCGCAGCAAAGACCGCAGAGAGCGCUUUGGAAACAGCGAAAGAUAACGUUGCCGGCGCCGAAGAGACAAUAAAGCAGGCCCUGCGCUUGAACGAGAUCCCGUCCGCAGAUGCAGAGCAGACUUUAGACGAGGAACAGCCGCAAUCCGGUGGCGGAAUCCUGAGAUGGUACUUACAGAAAAGCAGCAUAAUUGAUAAAUUGAUCGACCACGAGCUCUGCUUCCAGGUCUGCAUUUACGUUAGUGCCAUUUUUGAUUUCUCUGUUAUUUUGGAACUGGAAUGAGCCGCCCGCGGCUUAUUUGAGCAAAAAAUUAUCAACAGGGGCUGGUGGUUGGUCAUUGCCUACAUGUUCUACGCCCAAGCGACAAUUUGCGACGAGUAUUUCGUGCAGAGUAUCAAAGUGGUAGUCGAGACUUUCGGUAUCCCGGAGGACGUUGCCGGAGCGACUUUGAUGGCACUGGGCUGCAACGGACCGGAGUUGUUUACAAAUUUCAUCGCCAUCUUCAUCACCCACAACGACGUCGGCGUCGGUAAGUGUAGUCCUGAGCCAUUAUGUUUUUACUCUACUACUUUUUCCGUGCGGAUUUAUGCACAAGUUCAACUUGGUCCAUUCUCCUUUUCCAUUCUAAUGAUCUACUAGCCAGUCAACCGGAGUUGCGUCAAAAGCAAAACGCUAGCGUCUGUCGCACAUAAUUAUCCUGUGUUCAGUGCGCCAAUGAUCGAUAUCCUCACCAAAACACAGGUACUAUCGUCGGCUCCGAGAUUUUUAACUUGCUCUGCAUUGUUGGUGGUUCCAUUGUCGCGUGUCCGGUGCUCCCCCUGGAAAUCGAGAAGGCGCCCUUUGUCCGCGACUGCGCCUUCUACGCUCUGUCCAUCGUCCUUCUCGCGUGGGCGCUGCAGGACAGCGUGAUCGUGCUUCACGAGGCGGUAACGCUGCUCGUCAUGUGCGCCGUGUACGCCAUCUGCGUGACCUAUGGAAGCGUCAGGUUUGAAAUCGUCACAGUUGAAAUACUUUGUAAUGCAUAAAAUGCAUGACCCGAGGCACGUGUGUUGCAGAGCAGGCAAAUGAGGCCGAUUGUCAGCCUGUUUGGGGUUACAGCUCGAUUUGCUAAAGUAGCAUGAGAAAAUCGCUCUUCUCUGCCUAAACAGCAUGACAAACUGGAUUUAGGGACCACCGAAAUUUGUCAUGCGCUACUUGGAAACUGGGUUCCAACUGGCAUCCAUUUUAUGCAUGACAAAUUAUUUCAACUUUGUCGAUUUCAACUCUGACACAUCCAUAUGACCUUGACCAAACCAUUCAUGGACAAAUUUUUCCCAAAAGCGCCACGAAGUCCGGCCGGCCGGAAAUCCCUGCGCGCCACCGUCGGACCGGAAGCGGUAACGAAGGAGCAGCUCAGAAUGUCUUUGGCUCCGGAUGAGGCGGAAAUUAAGGUAUACAUGACACCGUGAUUUACGUUUGAUAUCUACUGCAGAUGAAGAAGAUCAUGUGUUUUCAUUUGAGUCUAGUGGAGGACCAGCUAAGUGGUUUUCUUUUGCAUGGGAUAGACACUACUAGACUUUCAUGAAAGUAGUACAAGGCGGUCGCAAUUGAUGAUUCACAAUCCACUUUUUCACGUCAUACAUCAUCUCAUCUCCUCAGAUCAUCCAACCCAACCGGCUGGAGCACAACCUCGACGCAAGGGAGGCGGUCAGCUUCAACGUACUGCCAGAGGGGUUAGAGGUUAUCGGGGACAUGGAGGCCCACCCUGCCUUCCAGGCCCCGCUGUUGUCCAAGACGGAGACCAAGAAGAUCAUCCGCUUUGAGGACGUCGUGAUGCUCGAGGAGACGAAGGAGAAAGACCUACCGAUCUGCCUGCAUUGCGACGACGAGGUGCUGGACUUCAUGGAGGUCCAGAUCUACUUCAAAGACCCGGCCUACCAGCGCAAAGUGCUCGACGCAAUAAAGAAGAACGUACGUAGAAUGUUUGGAAUCGUUAAAGUAUGAAUGCUUUUACGACCUUUUGUCAUUUGUAGUUCUUAAGAAAGUUUUUUAAAGUUGGCGUUCUUGGGGGUUGGCAAACAGCAAGGGACACCCUCCUGCUUUCCAUGGAAAAAAGAAAUACAUCGCAAACUCCAGAUGCCAGCCAAGGGGAAGGUGGUGUUCCAGAGUGAGAUAAAACCGGGUGAGAUAUCAAAUGUAAAAGUGUCUGGGUCUGGAAGAAUGCAACUCGUCAUGCUGAUUUUGGACUCUAAGAAAAUUUGUAUUGCAUGACCAGAAAGAGGGGUCCGGUUUGUGCUACACGGACAGGGCAUUUCUCAUGCGAAAGGUGCAUCAGGAAGCCCUCUAAAAGUCUGUGAUGCUAGGUCAUGCAUUACAGGCAUCAUGGAUCAUGAGAAAUAUGCAUGACCAACCUGGCAAUCUUCCAGACCCAGACAUUUUUACACUUGAUAUGAGAUCGCGAUGACCGAGAUGAAGAACGCGGACACGAUUACCAAAAAGAUUUUGCACGCUAUCUGCCUGCCACUGGAGCUCUGCCUCGAGUACACGAUGGGCUGGUGUGACGUGAAGGUGCCCGUGCACGAGCACAAGUGGGCGGAGUGCUUCUGCAUGAGCAUGGUCUGGCUGGCGAUUUUCUCCUACCUGAUGUGCUCCGUCGCCGACAUCAUCCACCAGGAGUUCGGCAUCUCCACGGCGCUGCUCGGCAUCACUCUCUGCGCGGUCGGAACCUCGUUCCCGAAUUUCUACGCCUCCUUGAUCAUGGCCGGAGAGAACCGGUCCGCCAUGGCCAUUGCAAACGCAUUAGGGUACUUAGAAUCGAUUUUGAUGAAUUUCUCGUGCUUGUUCGCUGAAAAAGAAUUCUUAACUUGAGUCUCGCCGCUAGAGCUACGAUGCUCGAAGGCGCAUGCCGUUGCUAAAGUUCUUGCAUCCUACGCUCCUGCAGGGUAACGAAACUGAAAUCAAAUGCUCUAUCAAAUUCAUGCUAAUAUCAGGUCCAACAUCCAGAACGUGUUCCUGGCGCUGGCCGUUCCAUGGACCCUGAAGUGCUUAGUUUCCGAAACGUACGACGUCUCUGCGAACGGCAUCGGGGUGGGCGUCGCAUGGAUGGGAUUCACGUUGGUCGUUCUCGUCGGCAUGGUGGGGUACUACUCCUUCAAAAUGGAAAAGUGGAUGGGCUGGGUGCUCGUGGUUUUGUAUUUCGUCUACCUCGUGCAGACGAUCUUUUUCUAAAACUAUUCAUUCGAUAGUUCCAACAUAAUUUUUGUACUCUGUGAAGAUGAAAUGAAAGUAAAUAUUUUCACGGUAUGAUAUGACCCUCAGUAUCACUUUUUCAUGGCAAGAAGAACAUACUUACUGCUCGCCGCCCAUUGCUAUUCCUACGUAACAAACAGAGAAAAGUUAACCGCGGUGAAAGAAAAAGUCUCAGAAGCCUACAGUAGGAUCAUAACUCCGCAGCCACUAAAAUGUACAAUGUGGGAUCUCCCUACACACACGCAUGCACGUACGUACUCUAGUGCAACUACAUCUACAAAUGUACAAAAUACGUAUGCUACUACUUGAAGCGAUGUACCUGGACUGGUGGUUAUGGCUACUGAAUUUUGUCUAAAACGACGAAGCAUGUUGAGCAUUUGCGUAGGGAGCGCAAAUAGACUCAACAUGCGAAAGACGUGAAAAUCGAACCCAAGCGAUAAACUUUCGCAACUGCGCAAAGCAUGAUAUGCCACGAC